Molecule: messenger RNA, 1023 nt
Organism: Linum tenue
Lineage: Eukaryota; Viridiplantae; Streptophyta; Magnoliopsida; Malpighiales; Linaceae
Source: the annotation of a GenBank genome assembly
GAAGAAAAAGGGAAACUGAAAACCAUCUGCUCGUUGUUUCGGCCUUCGCAGGCGAAAACAGAGAGGAGAGGAGGGUUCGACCGAGAAAGCGAGCUCGGCUCGCCGCAGCUGUCAACCGUCGUUAUCAGGGGUGAGAGGAAAGGAUAGAGGGCGCUAGAGGCUCGCCGUUGGAGCUCUGUCACCUUUCGCCCCCGUGGCGCCCUUUCCCCGGCGGGAAGAAAAAGGAUAUCUGGAUUUGCUUCUUCCCCAAUUCAGACAAAACCGAACCCUAGGAUGUCUGUAGCCUGUGCUGUAGCCUCCUUACCUCUGGUAACCCCAGCAAAUUUCGAGGGUCUAUGGAAUGGCCUAAACAAGCAAAAAGAUAAGCCAGUCAGGACCUUUGUGCACUUUCAACCUUUGAAAGCAAGGAGGCAUCAUAAACUUGUGGUUUCUAGACCAGCGAGGCUUUCCACACAAUUAUCCUCCAAUCCCAAGAGAACCCUGUCUCCUGUUAUUGUGUGCUCUAUUGCUCUGAAUGCAAGGUGCUCCGCUUCCGGACAAACUCAAACUGUUCUCAAGCAGUCACCGACCAUUACCCAGGCCCCUGUACGAGAACCAACUAAGACGCCGGAGAUUGAUGAUGGAGGGCCUGGACUCCCACCGGGCGAUGACGGGGGAGGUGGCGGCGGAGGUGGUGGUGGAGGGAACUGGUCUGGCGGCUUCUUCCUGUUUGGCUUUCUUGCCUUCCUGGGAUUUCUGAAAGACAAGGAGGGUGAAGAUGAGUAUGGGGAAGGUAGGAGAAGGUGAAACUAGUCCCCCAGUGUAAUCGUAAAUGUAAUUCUUUUAAGAAACUUCAUCCAGUCAAAAAGUAAUAUUUAUAUUCGACUUUGUAUUGGUCCACCUCAUCAAAUUAGUAGCCAGUUCCCUCUACUUCUUCCUUAUAAUAAUUUCACCUUGUUGUCAAUUGUUUAUCCUUCCCCAAAUAAAUUGAGGAUCGUUCUGGUUGGUUAUAGUAAAAAAUUUUCACCAAUGAUGGAUUUUCAU